This is a messenger RNA of Tarenaya hassleriana, 2969 nucleotides long. RefSeq lists its product as uncharacterized. Gene Ontology annotation, molecular function: protein binding. NCBI's taxonomy places the organism in Eukaryota, Viridiplantae, Streptophyta, Magnoliopsida, Brassicales, Cleomaceae. The record is from RefSeq and is a predicted model, not a curated record. Bases 133 to 2733 code for a protein of 866 amino acids. The transcript is spliced from 13 exons.
GCUUUCCAAGCCACAGAGAGACUGCGAUAGAGCUCCGGUCCUCGAACUCCCAUGGCGUCUCGUCCCUGAUUUUCCCUUUUUCAACCCCUAGUCCGACAACAGCUUUGAUUACGAAUCCUUCUCGAUCCGUUCAUGGAUUCAGACUAUCGAAACCCUAGACAAUUAUCGUCGCACCACCACCACCACCAUAUAAGGAUGACGGUUCCUCCUCCGCCGCCGCCUCCACCGUCUCUGCCUCACAUCGAUAGUGAUCGGAGCACCGUGGAGCUUCGCGCGUUUGAUUGCAAUCUCACUUCUCUCUGCGAUCACAUUCAGACCGAGGGGUUUGGCGCAGGUGCCUUCUCCGAUGUUGUCGUCCAUGCCAUGGGCUCCACCUACCACCUCCACCGGCUGAUUCUCUCUAGGAGCUCCUACUUCAGGAAUAUGCUCCAGGGUCCAUGGAAAGAAGCAAGUUCUCCGAUCGUUAGCUUACAUGUGGAUGACAAGAAUGUUAAUGGGGAGGCAAUUUCUGUUGCUUUAGCUUACCUCUAUGGGCAUCAUCCCAAGCUUAAUGAUAAUAAUGCAUUUCGUGUUUUGGCUGCUGCUUCGUUUCUCGACCUCCAGGAUUUAUGUGCAAUAUGCACAGAUUUCAUCAUUUCCGAGUUAAGAACAUCAAACUUCUUGGCAUACCAGGUGUUUGCUGAGAACCAAGAUUACGGCAUGCAUGGAGAACGUGUAAGGAAUGCUUGCUGGGGUUAUCUCUGCCAAAGUGGUGCCACGGAGCUGAGAGAGAUGCUGCCAAAGCUUUCUGCACAGACUCUACAUGCAUUGCUGACCUCUGAUGAACUCUGGGUACCCAGUGAAGAAAAACGGUUUGAACUGGCAUUGUAUGCAUUCCUGGCAAAGGGUGCUCUGUCCAAGUCAGAACAUUCCAAUCAAGGAAGUUCCAGUUUUGAAAUGGGUGUGAAUUUUCAUAUAGAUUCUGCUACAGCUAAGGAAAAAAAUCUGAUGGAUAAUUGCUCCAUCGAGAGCUUGGACUGCCAAUUAGGGCGUUUAGAUUUAAAAGAGGACCUAGAAAUAGCGGGUGCUAGUCUUGAUACAAUUGUUCCGCUCACAGAAGGUGUGUUUGAUUUCCAAAGAGGACUUUCUCGGUCAAACCUUGUACUUCAACAAUCUGCAUGCCCAGAAACAAGUUUUGGACCUGUUUGCACUAGUGUUGUGGACAAGCCUUCAUUAUCGAGUAGCUCAUUUUCUGAGCCAACUUUUAUUAGAGCAUCAUGUUCAUAUGAUGAGGUUCCAGGUGUUGAUGUAAGUAAGACCGAAGGCAGUGGGGUGGCAGUAGAAGGACCUUCUGGAGAAAGUCCUUGUUACCAUUUGAGUAAUGAUCGAUGGGUUUCAGGAAAUGAUUCUAAAAAUUUUUCUCUUUUAGAUUCUUCCUCUAAUGGCUUUGUCUUGAAUGACUGGGGAAGGUCUGGUGUUUCUGCUCUAACAUGGGGUGGAAGAGUUGUGGGGGCAAGGCAGGUUAUAGGCUGUACUAAAGGAAAAUGUGGAUUUACUGAUGAAGAAUACAAUGCAUUUAUAAACACUUUUGAAGGUGGUUCUCUUCUGUAUAGCAAUAUGUCAUUUGAGGUGCUUCUCAAUGCGAGAAGGCAGCUUGAAGAAUUCGGUUUCCCCUGUAAAGCUGUGAACGAUGGCCUCUGGUUGCAGAUGCUUCUCAGUCAAAGGGUGCAGGAAGUUGCUGCCGACACAUGCAAAAGGUGCUGCCUUGUGAGCAUGGCAUGCGCAUGUAGACAGGGAUUUGGGGUUUCACUUGGAGCAAACUUCAAUACCUAUUACGGCCAAGACAAUGGGCAAGGUAGUCUGGCAGGAGACAUGGAAAAUGUAUAUGUGGCUGACUCGUCUCAAGGAGGAGGAAUUGGAAUCUUUAAGCCUGUCAGAAUCAAUGUUAGAGGACAACACAUUGACGGACUUGCUGGAAUUGGUUGUGAAGCUACAUUUGUGCCACCUUCUGCUUGGCCCCCGACCCCCUUUGUAUACUCUCGUGUCCCUAUCAACCGAAAUGGCCAACAGUCUUUUGCUAACGAUGCUCCCGAGGGUAGAAAUGAUCUCCGUGGAGAGAUUUCAAGAGACGGGUUGACAGCUUUAGUUGGGUUGAGCCAAGGGGGAAACCGUGUUGGCAAUAUUCAUGGAGAGCAAAGCGAAAAGGGGCAUGAGAGCGGAAUUGAUGUUGAAAAUUUAGAGCCAAAGGAACCUUCAGUUGGAACCGAGUGGGAAAAUGCAAACAGUUCUAUAUUACUGGAUACGAGAACACCUCUAUGCCACUUUCCUCCUUUUCGUUUUGGAGUUGAAUUUGAGGAUGUUCAUAGACUCAGCGAUGGUCAUGUAAAGCAUUCUCCUGAAUUCUUUUAUGCCGGUUCUAUAUGGAAGAUUAGUGUCCAGGCUUUCAAUGAUGAAGAUCCUCAAGGACGCCGGACUCUUGGAUUGUUUCUACAUCGUCGCAAAGCAGAGAUAGCGGAUUCGCUAAGAAAGGUCCAUGUAUACAUAGACUCUCGCGAAAAGGUCACUGCACGUUACCAGCUGAUAUGCCCGUCGAAGAGAGAGGUAAUGGUGUUUGGGAGGUUCAAACAGAGAGGGACACUGUUACCAAAAGCCCCGAAAGGAUGGGGAUGGCGAACGGCUAUUCUCUUCGACGAGCUCUCUGAUCUUCUCCAGAAUGGUUCUCUCCGUGUCGCCGCCGUGGUUCAGCUCGUCUAGUUUCCUCCUCUUUCUAAGUCUUAGAGGAAGUAAACACUCAGUCUCAAAGGCUCAUUGACAUCAAAUUCAAAUGUAUGGAAUUCGCCCCGUUAGUGUCAGGGGCGUGUAUGUGUGCGUAUAUAUUACAACGAAACGAAAUGAGGGUUAAAAAUAAAACAUUACUAUGAUGACUUGUACGCCAAAAUAAUCUGUAUUUUCUGAUAAUUAGAAGAAAUUUCAUGGUUUUUUUUUUUUUA